Scylla paramamosain (green mud crab) is the source of this 1589-nucleotide messenger RNA. Its product is annotated as neuropeptide CCHamide-1 receptor-like. Gene Ontology annotation, biological process: G protein-coupled receptor signaling pathway. Lineage: Eukaryota; Metazoa; Arthropoda; Malacostraca; Decapoda; Portunidae. The transcript has a single exon. Gene Ontology annotation, molecular function: neuropeptide receptor activity. The coding region runs from base 289 to 1497 and encodes 402 amino acids. Gene Ontology annotation, cellular component: plasma membrane. The record is from RefSeq and is a predicted model, not a curated record.
AGAGAGAGAGAGAGAGAGAGAGAGAGAGAGAGAGAGAGAGAGAGAGAACGACAUACUGAAUGUAACAUCUACAUCUCAUGCUCUUUUUCUCUCCAACAGGAGCAAGGCCACCUAUACCCUGGCGCCGUUCUGGCGUGGGAGCAUCGAGCAGCCGCCGCCGUGCCGCGUGACGAGGGAUAGCCACCUUGGUAAUACAACACCCAGGAAUAGGAUUCGUCGGCCUAAGGAGUGAUGCAAACUAGUCCCAUGUUCUCCUGAGGCCGAUAGCCAGCCUACAGUGACUCAGUGAUGGCCAUCCCGGAGGAGCGGUGUGGGGACGAGGUGGGGGGCUCCUGUGGUCUCUCCAUGGAGGGUGUGGCGGUGGUAAAUUUCACAUUAGGUUCAGCGUCUCCCCCAGUCAGCACAGAGCCGCCAUAUUACCCUAUACACGAGCGGCCGGAAACCUACAUCGUGCCCAUCGUGUUCCUGUUCAUCUUCGUGGUGGGCGCGGUGGGCAACGGCACCCUGGUGUUCCUUUUCUGCCGUUAUCCCAACAUGCGCAACGUGCCCAACAUGUACAUUCUUUCCCUGGCACUCGGCGACCUGCUCGUCGUGGUGUUUGCCGUACCCUUCGUCUCCAUCAUAUACAUCACUGACACGUGGCCGUACGGGGAGCCCAUCUGCCGCCUCUCAGAGUUCAUGCGGGACGUGUCCAUCGGGGUUACAGUCUUCACACUCACGGCACUCUCUGCUGACCGAUACCUGGCCAUCGUGGACCCAGUGGGCCGCCGCGCGGGGGCCGUGGCUCGCCGCAGCACCGUGUUGGUUACCGCCGUCAUAUGGGGCCUCUCCCUCCUAUUGGCUGCUCCCGCCGCCCUCUUCUCCCACUUGGCGGAGGAACAGACAGGUCGAGGCACCAUCGUUAUCUGCUACCCAUUCCACCCAUGGCUGGGUGAGUCCUAUCCACGCUUCAACGUGAUAGCCAAGCUGAUAGUCUACUACCUGUUGCCACUGUUCAUUAUUUCCACGUUUUACCUUCUGAUGGCUUGCCAUCUCAUGCGGGCGUCGGGUGCCUUGCCAGGAGAAGCCGCCCAACAGCAGCAACAACAGCAGCGGGCACGCCACGUGGCGGCACGGCGCAAGGUUGCCCGCUUGGUGCUCGCCUUCGUGGUGAUUUUUGCGGUGUGUUACUUCCCCAACCACGUUUUCAUGGUGUGGUUCUAUUUCAAUCCCAACGUGGAGCAUGACUAUAACCACUUCUGGAACACCUUCCGCUGGAUCGGCUUUUGCCUGGGCUUCUUCAACUCCUGCGUCAACCCGAUUGCUCUCUACUGCAUCUCGGGUGCGUUCAGGAAGAGCUUCAACAAACACCUCUUCUGCUGCCUGUGUCCGGAGGAGGCGCGCGGGCGGACCUGGACCACCCUGCGCCUGCGCUCCUCCGACCACAACUUCCACUCCACCCUCAGGAAGACAGACCACUACGACAUGUCGGCUCUGAACGACAAGACGGCGGUGUGAUGUUAUGGAGAUGGAGGAGGAGGAGGAGGAGCAGGAGGAGGUGGUGGUGGUGGUGGUAGUGGUUUUAUUUAUUUUCUUGCUUUACAGUGCCA